Rangifer tarandus platyrhynchus (Svalbard reindeer) is the source of this 825-nucleotide messenger RNA. Lineage: Eukaryota; Metazoa; Chordata; Mammalia; Artiodactyla; Cervidae. The record is from the annotation of a GenBank genome assembly.
AUGGGCAGCAAGGAAGAUGCGGGCAAGGGGUGUCCGGCGGCCGGCGGCGUAUCCAGCUUCACCAUUCAGUCCAUCCUGGGCGGGGGCCCCUCGGAGGCGCCGAGGGAGCCGGCCGCCUGGCCGGCCAGGAAGCGCAGCCUGUCCGUGUCCUCGGAGGAGGAGGAGCCGGACGACGGCUGGAAGGCACCCGCCUGCUUCUGCCCAGACCCGCACGGCCCCAAGGAGCCCGGCUCCAAGCACCACCCCCCUAUCCCCUUUCCUUGCCUGGGUACCCCCAAGGGCAGCGGAGGCGCGGGGCCGGUGAGCUCGGAGCGCAAGCCUUUCCUUUCUUCUUCGCACCCGGACUUUAAGGAAGAGAAAGACAGGCUCUUGCCAGUGGGUUCACCGUCGCCGGGGCCCGAGCGGCCGCGGGACAGCGGCGGCGCCGAGCGGCAGGCGGGCGCGGCCAAGAAGAAGACGCGCACGGUCUUCUCGCGCAGCCAGGUGUACCAGCUCGAAUCCACCUUCGACAUGAAGCGCUACCUGAGCAGCUCGGAGCGCGCCUGCCUCGCCUCCAGCCUGCAGCUCACCGAGACCCAGGUCAAGACUUGGUUCCAGAACCGCCGCAACAAGUGGAAGCGGCAGCUCUCUGCCGAACUGGAGGCGGCCAACAUGGCGCACGCGUCGGCGCAGACUCUGGUGGGCAUGCCGCUGGUGUUCCGGGACAGCUCGCUGCUGCGCGUGCCGGUGCCGCGCUCGCUCGCCUUCCCCGCGCCGCUCUACUACCCGGGCAGCAACCUCUCGGCCUUACCUCUCUACAACCUCUACAACAAGCUCGACUACUGA